This is a messenger RNA of Nannospalax galili (Upper Galilee mountains blind mole rat), 957 nucleotides long. Its product is annotated as olfactory receptor 143-like. Gene Ontology annotation, cellular component: membrane. The coding region runs from base 7 to 957 and encodes 316 amino acids. Gene Ontology annotation, molecular function: olfactory receptor activity; G protein-coupled receptor activity; odorant binding. Lineage: Eukaryota; Metazoa; Chordata; Mammalia; Rodentia; Spalacidae. The transcript has a single exon. The record is from RefSeq and is a predicted model, not a curated record. Gene Ontology annotation, biological process: sensory perception of smell; G protein-coupled receptor signaling pathway.
UUACAGAUGUCACCCAUGAAGCAAAUGGUUAUGCAAAACGAUUCUUCUGUGACUGAGUUUAUUCUUAUAGGACUAACAGACAGACCUGACCUCCAGCUGCCCCUGUUUGUCCUGUUCUUGGUGAACUACACAGCCACUGUGGUUGGAAACCUGAGCUUAACGAAUCUCAUCUUUCUGAAUUCACACCUUCAUACCCCCAUGUACUUUUUUAUCUUCAAUCUGUCCUUCAUUGACUUCUUUUAUUCAUUUGUCUUUACCCCCAAAACACUGAUGAGCUUUGUUGUAGAGAAGAACACCAUCUCCUUCACAGGGUGCAUGACUCAACUCUUUUUCUUCCUUUUUUUGGUCAACUCUGAAAGUUAUGUGCUGACAGCCAUGGCCUAUGAUCGCUAUGUGGCCAUCUGUAAGCCUCUGUUGUACAAGGCUGUAAUGUCACCAAGGAUCUGUUGUAUGCUAAUAUUUGGUUCAUACUUGAUGGGAUUUGUUAGUGCUAUGGUCCACACAGGGUUUAUGGUCAAGCUCAACUUCUGUGAUUCCAACAUCGUCAACCACUACAUGUGUGACAUCUUUCCCCUCCUCCAGCUCUCUUGCAGCAGCACCUACGUCAAUGAACUUUUGAGUUCUGUUGUGGUGGGUACAGCUAUCCUUUUAUGUAGUCUCAUUAUCUUAGUCUCAUAUGCUAUGAUCCUUUCCAAUAUCAUUCAAAUGUCAUCAGCUAAGGGUUGGUCCAAAGCCAUGGGCACCUGUGGUUCUCACAUCAUAACUGUUACUUUAUUCUAUGGCUCAGGACUGUUGGCUUAUGUCAAGCCAUCAUCUGCUAAAUCUGUGGACCAUGGGAAAAUUUUCUCAGUGUUUUACACUUUUUUGGUGCCCAUGGUGAAUCCUCUUAUUUAUAGUCUUAGGAACAAGGAUGUCUUACUUGCUAUGAAGAGAACGUUGAAGAGAAUUACAAACUGA